AUGCAAGGAAAAGCCGGAGCUUUCCCGGCAAGUACGGGGCGAGCAAAGAGGCUCGUUAAAGAAAAUGGGGCGGAUGUGAUGGGAAGGUUAAGGGCAAGCGAAGAGGCACUUCUGCCAACUCAGUGGAAGAGGAAGGAAGUGUUUCCGAAUGUGAGCAAAAAAGGAGUAAAAGCAAAAAUAAAUGGUUCGAUGAGGAGUGAAUUAAAAGAGAGGAAUAAGUUGCGUUUGUUAGCGAUACGUCAGGCAACAGAAGCAAAUAAACUAAAGUAUACCGAACAACGGAAAGCAUUUCACAGGUCCAUCUACUAG
Acanthoscelides obtectus is the source of this 309-nucleotide messenger RNA. The record is from the annotation of a GenBank genome assembly. NCBI's taxonomy places the organism in Eukaryota, Metazoa, Arthropoda, Insecta, Coleoptera, Chrysomelidae.